This is a messenger RNA of Topomyia yanbarensis, 1101 nucleotides long. RefSeq lists its product as uncharacterized. Gene Ontology annotation, molecular function: nucleic acid binding; zinc ion binding. The coding region runs from base 1 to 1101 and encodes 366 amino acids. Lineage: Eukaryota; Metazoa; Arthropoda; Insecta; Diptera; Culicidae. The record is from RefSeq and is a predicted model, not a curated record. The transcript has a single exon.
AUGAUCCACAGCAAUGCAGAUAUUCCGACGGUUGCGAAGCUGCAGUACUUGCUGCAGUCGCUGGAGGGAGAAGCCAGGAAACCAUUCGAGUCCGUAGACAUUGAAGCAGAUAACUACGCAUCGACUUGGGAAGCAUUGCUAAAGCGGUACGACAACAAGCGGUUCCUAAAGCGUCAGCUCUUCCGAUCUCUAUAUGACCUCCCACCGAUCAAUCAAGAAAGUCCCCAAGAAAUUCAUGUUUUGGUUGAUGAUUUCCACCGGCAUGUGAGGGCUUUAGCAGAGUUAGGCGAACCAGUCCAUUAUUGGGACACUCCGUUGGUUAACCUCCUUUGCUACAAUCUAGAUCCAACUACACUACGUGCUUGGGAGGAGAAAACCAGCAACAACGACGACGUAACCUACGAUAUGCUGAUCGAAUUUCUUUAUCAACGUGCCCGUAUGCUGAUGUCCGUUAUAACCGAUCUGCGAUAUCGGUCACAACAACCGGUUACAGCCAAGGUGGCCGGUUCGAUUCCAACCCCGAAACCAUUCAAGGUGGCAUACAAGGCAGCUACCGUUGAAUCGAACUACAGUUCUCUGCCGUGUCUCGCCUGUCCAGAGAAGCAUUUACUCUUCCAAUGUCCAGCAUUUUCCGAGAUGUCCGUCUGCCAGCGUCGUGAGCAGGUUUCCCAGAAACGCCUAUGCUGGAAUUGCUUCCGUACUGGACACAAAGCCAGGAACUGUACCUCCGUGUUCUCCUGCUGUAACUGCCACGGAAAACACCACUCCUUGUUGCACGAGCCAGCACCGUCGAACAUACAAUCUACUCCUGUCGUGGCAGUAAGCCAGCCUAUUCCCUCGACCUCCGCUAUCGCUGGCCCUUCCAGCUCGGUAAAUCCGAACAACCAAGUGAGCCUGUCAGUCCAGGCUGAGCACAGUACAGUCUUGCUAGAAACAGUUUGCCUCCUCGUCGUAGAUCAGAACGGCAAGGAAAUACCCGUACGUGCACUCCUGGAUUCAGGAUCCAUGUGCAACUUAAUAACCGACAAGCUUGCAAAUUCCCUAAAUCUUCGUCGCACCAAGGUGGAUAUCGCAGUAGCUAGUAUAGGUGACUCCACCUAG